AAUUUGCACGAGCAUUUGGCGCACACUACUAAGGAAUUUUUUACUGAGAUCAAUAUGUACGUAAUUAUCUCUUUUCAUCAGCUUUUCAAAUGGCAUCCUGCCGUAUUCCCCAAAUUUUCUCAUUGGUGACUGCUGCUCCUGCCAUGGUGCCGCAAAUCUCAGGUCACAUCUUCAACGUUUUGCUUCCACCACUUCCAUCUCCGGCGAGCCUUUAAAGCAUUUACGGACCGCAGUACUCUGGAUUAGGUUUUUGUAUCUGGAAUAGAUCAGUUGAAAUAAGAUGAUGUGCUCUGAUCGGAUCUUUAUCUCUUCGUUUGCUCCCACUACUCUUGAUUCGAGCUGGGGACGAAGGAUCCCCCAGCGUCAUUCCGCCGUUAGAUGGCGCGUGCUGGCUUUAGGUGAUGCAGAUUCGUCCUUCUCUGCUUCCGUUGACUCCGAUGCCGCGGGCGACUCCACCGACAAAAACCCUGCUGGCUUCUGUAUCAUAGAAGGCCCUGAAACAGUUCAAGAUUUUGUCAAAAUGGAUUUGCAAGAAAUUCAAGAUAGUAUCAGGAGUCGUCGAAAUAAAAUUUUCUUGCACAUGGAAGAGGUUCGCAGGUUAAGGAUACAACAAAGAAUAAAGAAUGCUGAGCUUGGCAUUCUUAAAGAAGAGCAUGAAAAUGAAUUGCCUGAUUUCCCAUCUUUUAUUCCAUUUUUGCCUCCUUUG
Molecule: messenger RNA, 706 nt
Organism: Phalaenopsis equestris
Lineage: Eukaryota; Viridiplantae; Streptophyta; Magnoliopsida; Asparagales; Orchidaceae
Product: protein ORANGE-GREEN, chloroplastic-like
Source: RefSeq, a predicted model, not a curated record